Messenger RNA from Geodia barretti, 6639 nucleotides. Lineage: Eukaryota; Metazoa; Porifera; Demospongiae; Tetractinellida; Geodiidae. The record is from the annotation of a GenBank genome assembly.
AUUGGCAUUUUCGGGUGGGGCACCGCCGCGACCGCUGCGCAGUAAGUUUUCUCGCAGUGAAGUUGGAGCGCAAGUAAGAGAAGUGAGCUUUGCUGAAAGAAUCUCAGGGGAUCAAAUCAGACCAGAAUGGCAGAGCCCUCUGCCCGGCAGCUCCUGAGAAGAGCAUCGACUCUAAAAAUUGUCAAGCAAGAAGAGGUGAGCCCAGCAGAGGAGAAUUUCCACGAGCUAGAGAAUGGUGGGGAGACAGAGGUUGGGGGUGAUAGUCCUGGAGCGAUUCCACAGGACGGACACAAGUCUCAAGGCUGGGAGAAGAUAUCCAAGUCGAUUGAUCUCUCUGCAGUCCUCAACGCAGCUGCCCCUCCCUUGGAAGAAGGAGGUACGCUUGAUCUUAGUACCGAAGAUUUCAGACAGGGGAUCCCGUAUCGUUUCAAGGUCCACCUAGAGCAGCUUCCAGGCAAAACACUCGUCGUUACUUGCGACCCCACGGACGGUGCAGCGGUAAAAAUCUCGACUCACGAAAAGGAGGGCAUUGUCACGUACAUGUGUACUCUUGUUCCACUGAAACAAGGCGAAUUUACCAUCUCCACACUCUUCGGAAAGAAGCACGUGCUGGGGAGUCCGUUCAAAGUCAAGUUUGACUCGCCAGCAGAUGCGUCCCUGUGCAGCCUGAAUGAAGCCCCGGAGGCAUGUCGUACUAGUGUAGACGCCAACACACUCACAUUUUGUGUCCACACAAACCAGGAGAGGGAGGGUCUACUCACAGCCUCAGCCAAAAGCCUUACGUCGAAAGCAUCGGUCCCAGUUACAAUCUCACAGUCAGGGAAAAGCCACUACGAUGUGGAAUUCGAUGCCAAUGAUGGGAAAAAGUACCGCCUCACGAUCAAAUUCGACAAUCAACCCAUCAACGGUUCACCGUUUCUUCUUCACCUCAGUGAUGCAUCGGUGUGUACGGCUACUGGGGACGGCAUUGUUCGUGGAGUUGUUGGUCAAGAAAACCACUUCGAUGUCUCGACUAAAGGAGCCGGCCCGGGGAAACUGAAGGUUAAAGUGGAGGGUAAGUCCCAAGCCGUUGUUAUAAUCAAACCUAAAGAAGAUGACGUCUACGAUGUCACCUAUUUCCCCAAGAAAGUGGGUAGCUAUCAGAUAACGGUGCUCUGGCUGGAGGAAGAGAUACCGGGAAGCCCGUUUCUCAUUCAGUGCUACAAGCCUGUGGGAGUCACCCUCCCGAAACCUGAGAAAUCUAGUGUUUACAUGGUCGGCGAGUUGUACAAGAUUAAGAUAGAUGCCAAGGAAUCCGGAGAAGGAACCCUAGAAGCCAGUUCAGUCGAAGAGGGCGGGGCAGACGUUAAUGUUACAAGUCCAGGGAAGGGCCAGUAUCGAGUUGAAGUUUCUCCAAAAACAGUAGGAACCCUCCACGUAAGGAUUACUUGGGGAGGAGUGGAUGUGCCUGGUUCGCCAUUUCCCAUGGAGGUCAACUGCAAGCCAGAUGCAAACCAGAUUGUUGUCUCCAGUCCAGUCUAUGGGGUGGGGAGUUUGAAACCAGUUGUGCUCGAACUCAACACAGAGAAAGCCGGAGCUGGGAAGCUGAAAGCCAAGUGCAUCGGCGAAAAAAGCAAAAGCGUUGCUGUUACAGUCUCCGAGGGUCCGUCAAAGAUUCGCGAGGUUACAUUUGAGCCUACAAAGCCCGACAUUUACACGCUGUGGGUGACUUGGUCCAAAACGCAAGUCCCCGGAUCUCCAUUCACGAUAAAUCUACAUCCGUCGGAUUCUACCAGUUGUCAGCUUAUUGGCGCUCCAAUUGCCCCAGAAGAUUGGCAAGAGCCGGCUUUACUCAACAUCAACACACUCGGAGCUGGCAACGGGAAACUUGAGGUUAAGGCGGAGGGAGAAAGUAGUGGUGCUGUGGAAGGAGAACACUUGAAGAUGAGAGAAAAAGAUGGUGGGGAAAUGGAGAUAUCAUUGGUCGCCCCCGCCCCUGAUAUUUACAAGGUGUACGUGAGUUGGGGUGGGGAAGAGAUCCCAAAGAGUCCGUUUGUGCUCAAUCGCAUUACGCCAGAUGCCGAAAAGUGCUCGGUGAGCAUCUCUCGAUUCGGUCCAGCUUGGGACAACGACAUCAUUCUGUUUGUCGACGCUGCAACGGCAGGGAACGGGCAACUAGUUGCACUUGCUGUUGGCAAAACUGCAGGAGAUGUGAGCAACUGCAUUUCAGUUACACCAGACGAAAAGGAAUACGGAAAAUUCGAAGUCAAGUUCAGCCCGGAUCAACCAGACGUCUACACCUUUACCCUGGAAUGGAGCGGGAAAGUGAUUCCUGGUUUUCCAUGUCAGCUGAACCGGAUGCCGUACGCACCGGACAGAGUGACGGUGUUUGAACAGCCGCAGGGGAUCAUGAACGUCGGUCAAGACAUUGCAAUAGGGGUGGACACCUCCAGUGGUGGACCGGGAAAACUCACUGCAACCUGCUCGGCAAUGAAAGGAGGUGACAUUCCCGUUGAGAUCAAAACCAGACAAGACGAAUACAAGUUCAGGGUUUCUUUCACCCCCAGCGACGAAGACAUUUACACACUCUCCGUCUUCUUGAGUGGGCAGCACAUGUCUGGGUCGCCGUUCAAAAUCAAUCUCAUCCCAGUCGACGCUUCUAAAGUGACAGCCUCGGAGCCAAUGUUCCCCCAGGGACCUCAGGGCCCAUGUGAAGUGCUUCUGGGCACUGAAAACGCAGGCAAUGCUGAAAUCACGGCUCUGUGCAUGGGGAACAAAUCAGGUCGUGUGCCAGUCACAGUCAAGUCUGUGGGAGAAAACCAGCACAAAUUGUCCUUUACUCCACCGCAUCCUGACUUUUUCACGAUGGGGGUCAAGUACGGCGACAAGAAAAUAACCCGCUCCCCGUUCUACGUCAAUACACACCCUCCCAACGCCAAGAUGGUGACCGUUACUCCGCCUGAAACUACAAGUCUGAGGCAAACGAUCCAAUUCGCUUUCAACGGGUCAAAUGCAGGGUUUGGAGAGCUAAAAGCCACCGCAUUCGGCGACACUUGCGGAAAUAUUAAUGUCAUCACCGACAUCGACAUUGUGAAUUCGCAAUACAUAGUGAAAUUCUUCCCCGUGGAUCCUGAUAUCUACAGAGUGUGCGUCAAAUGGGGAGAAGAAGAGGUCCCUGGAAGUCCGUUCAUCAUCAAUCUCCUGCCACUCGAUGCAAGUCUAGUGGAAGCCAAAACCAUCCAUUUUCCUGACAAAGCCGGAUCCGAGUAUGCAUAUGUAACAGUUGACUGCUCAAAGGUGGGUGUGUUACCACUUGUUACUAGUGUCUUGGGUGAUGAAACUGGCCACAUUGACAGCGAGAUCGAAGAGCUACCAAACGCCUGCCAGAAUGUCAAGUUCGUUCCCCCCAGGGACGACAAGUAUUCCAUUUCAAUACUCUUCAAUGAUGAGGAUAUCCCUGGUAGCCCCUUCGUUAUGAACAUCGUCAGCCCUCAGCCGGAGAAAGUGAAGCUCAUCAGUACGUCGAUCCCCAACCAGCUCCUGCCUCUAGUGGUGCUCACGUUCAACACUUCAGAAGCCGGGCGAGGAAAAAUGGAAGCCAGCACGAGGGGUUUGAAAUCGGGAGAAGUCAAUAAUCAUGAAAUCAGCGAGAGUGUUCCGGGCACUUGGAGGGUAUCCUUCAUUCCUCCGUUCCCUGACACCUACAACAUCUCCUGUUUGUGGGCCAGGAGGGAGAUUCCUCACUCGCCAUUUCAGGUGAAUCUGGAAUCCGCCGUGGCUUCUGAGGUUGCGGUUGGAGAGAUUCACAUUCCAGCACAAGCAGGCACGGGAGAGGAGGUCUGGCUCGACUUAGACUGCACCACAGCCGGUCACGACGUUGUAAGGGGAACCUUCGAAGAUGCGUCGUCGCGGACCAACUCUCAAGAAGCUGAGGUGGUCAUACUCGGUCUGAAGAGGUACCGCUUGAAAGUUGUACCAAAGGAGCCCGGUCUCUACAGCUUCAGUGUCAGAUAUGGGAGAGAUCACGUUCAAGGCUCGCCUUUUGAGGUCGAUAUCCAGCUCUGCCUACCAGAGGGAGUUAAAGUCAAAGAGCGGAACUUCCCCCAGUACAGUGAUGGAAAACAGGGCUACAUUGUUGUAGACACAAAUGAGGCCGGGAGGGGUAGGCUCACCGCAAAACUGAACACUAAAGGAAAGCACGACAACAUACCUCUCACGUUUCAAGAAAUAGGGGGAAAACUCCACAAGAUUUUAUUCACCCCUCCAUCUCCAGAUUCAUACAGUCUGGAGAUAUUCUGGUCCGACAACCCAGUUCCAUCUUCGCGGCAGCACUUUACAGUUUUGCUUCCGAUUCGACCAGAGAGAGUCAGAUGUGGAGAACUUGUCGGGUACGGGCCUGGGCAACUUGCCAAAUUGGACGUGAGCACCCUCGAGAGCCGGUCAGGCUCCACUGACAGCCACUUGUAAGGCAGAGAGAUGCGGGGCAGUGGAUGUGAAUGUGGAGACUUUGAAAACCGAUCCAGACUCGCAUAUCGUGUAUUUCAAUCCACCGACAGAGGAUAAGUACUCCCUCCGAGUUUGCUACCAUGGGACCGAGGUCCCAGGAUCCCCGUUCUCGCUCGAUCUCAUGCUAGACCCUCUGAAAUGUUUCAUCUCGGAUGACAGUGAUCUUAGACUCCCAAUCCACAUCGACCAAGAGGUCAGAUUUAGCGUGGACACUACCAAUGGAGGACACGGACAACUGAGGGUUUCAGUCAUAGCUCCAGAUGGAAAACCAACAACCACAUACUUGAUUGUAUCGCAGCCCGAGAGUGGGCUCUAUCACGUCUCAUUCACUCCCACUACAAAGGGCCUCCACCAGAUUAACUUGGAGUGGGGACCUGGGUUUGUGCGUGGCUCACCCAUACAAUUAGACGUCCACGAACCGGCAGUGCCAAUAUACCACAAUGGGAAGCCAGUCACGAUUCAGCUAAAGAGAAUGUACGCGGCGCUGAGCGAAGUCUCGGCACUAGCUGCACACGUGGGAUCAGACACCCACUGCCACGUCACAAUCAGCCACGUCACAAAGGGAGAGUUCAUGCUUGCCUUUGAAGCCAGGGAACCUGGAAUGUACAGAGUCAACAUCCACAAAAACAACCAGGAAAUUAAGGGGAGCCCCUAUUAUAUCCGCUAUGCUCCUCCUGCUGAUCCCAAUGCAUGCAUCCUGACUGCACCAGCAACUUGCACUCAUAUCGGUGAAAUGGUAGAUUUCCAUCUGAAUGCCUCUGAAGCUGGUUUUGGUGAAAUAGCUGUACUCCCCGACAUCCCUCUCUCCGGCAUGGAGUCGACAGUCAACAUCCGAGACAAUAGAAACGGGACGUACAUCAUCCAGUAUACCCCACAGGCAAUAGGUAGACACUCUAUUCAUGUGAACUGGGCAGGUAAGCCGGUACCUGGAAGCCCGCUAUCGCUCCAAGUCAGUCGUCUGGAAAACAGUGAGGGUUUGGCAUGUCUCGUAGAGGGGCAGGAGAUGGUUUUCCAAGAGCCUCAUGCAACCGACACUCCACUGCAGUUUGUAAUCAAGACCCCUGAUGGUGGCACCGGGAAACUCUCCGUCAGUUCCCACGGACCAGCGAAACCUGAUCUGGUAGUCAAAGACAACAAAGAUCACAGUUUCACCUGCGAACUGUCGUCCUCGGAGCCGGGUAACUACUGGGUCCACGUCCUCUGGAAGAGGAAGCACAUUGAGGGGAGUCCGUUUCUUCUCACUCUCGUCCCAAAGAAAGUAACCAAACUUCUCGGUCUAAACACCGACGCCGACUCGAAACACUUGUCAACGAUCCUGAUAAAAGAGGAGGAUGAGUGUAUUUUCAACGGACCUCAGCCGGUCGGAUCGGACGUCUCAUUCCGACUAGUCACCGGAGAUGCUGGGAGAGGAGAGCUAAGCAUCAGUUGCACUGGCCCUGGAAAUGCAGAAAUUGAUAUCUACGACAAUGGAGACGGAAGUCAUUCCUGUACACUAAAGGUCACGGAGCAAGGAGAGUACAAGGUCUAUAUUCUAUGGGAGAAGAUCCACAUCAGUGGAAGCCCAUUCUCCGUGUCUUUCCUACCACCCAAAGCAGUUCAGAUACUUGGACUCAACCCCUGUUCCUCCCCUGGAUUCGCCUCUAACAUUACCAUUGCAGAAGAAGACAGGGAGCUCUUGACAAAUCCGCAACCGGUGGGCCCUCUAGAGUUAAAUAUCGUAACUUCCAAGGGUGGGAAGGGGGAGCUGUGUGUGAGUGGGGUGGGGCUGGAUGACAUUUCAGUUGAGAUGGUGGAGACGGAGAAGGAAGGCGUUCAGACUUGUCGCCUUGUACCGGCCUGCGGCGGAGAAUACCGAGUCUCAGUUUUGUGGAACAAGAUUCACAUCCCAGGGAGUCCAUUCGAUGUGGUCUUCACGAACGAAAAAGCACGGAGUGUUCUUGGAAUCGGGUUGAGCAGGAGAUCCCUUGCAAGCAACACCCUCGCCAGAGUUCAUGUCCUUCUCGCUGACAUGGAACAGUUUGAAAAGAAAUGGAAGUUAGACAGCUGUGUUCAUUUCCGCGUCUCCACCAAAAGAGCAGGAAAGGGUGUACUAACACUCAGUACUCAAGGUCCCGGAAAGCCGAAAGUCAAGAUCGUAGAAGUCAAGAACAACAU